CGACUGAAGUGCGGACGAAUACCAGUGUUGGGCUCUUCCUGUCUGUGCAGCGUUGUGGCCACAGUCAGGUUUCCUCUCUGCUUGUGGAGCGCGCGCUAGUCGGUGUCAAACUCAACCAUGGCUGACCAACUAACAGAAGAGCAGAUCGCUGAGUUCAAGGAAGCAUUCUCCUUAUUCGAUAAGGACGGCGAUGGCACCAUCACCACUAAGGAACUGGGCACAGUCAUGAGGUCAUUGGGUCAGAACCCAACCGAGGCUGAGCUCCAGGACAUGAUCAAUGAGGUGGAUGCUGACGGUAAGCUUGCCUCCUUAAACAGUUUUAGUCAUAUGUUUGAUGCCAUAUUGAUUCUCUGUCACCCAGGCAACGGCACCAUCGACUUCCCUGAAUUCCUGACCAUGAUGGCGCGGAAGAUGAAGGACACUGACAGUGAAGAGGAGAUCAGGGAGGCGUUCAGAGUUUUUGAUAAGGAUGGGAACGGGUUCAUCAGCGCGGCCGAGCUGCGUCACGUGAUGACCAACCUCGGGGAGAAGUUGACCGAUGAGGAGGUGGACGAGAUGAUCCGAGAAGCCGAUGUCGACGGAGACGGACAGGUCAACUACGAAGAAUUCGUCCAGAUGAUGACAUCCAGAUGAACAGAUGCCUUUUCUUGCUGGCUGGAAAAACGGCAAAAAAAUCCAAAUGCCUGUCGAAACUCGUCUUUGGCGCCAAGCAGUUCGUCGCCACCUGCUGUUAUCUAUCUUGAUCAACUUCCUGUUUACUGUUUUCUCUCCCUCAUGCAUGGGUGGUGUUUAAGCACUGAUGCCUGCGGUGGCCGGUGACAGUGGGGUGGGGGGAGGCAGGUGGACCAGCACACCUGCAGUUUUUUUUGACAAAAGCACAAAGAAGUGACCACAGAUUUUAAGAAACUUUAAAAAGAUUUAUUACUCUCUGGUAUCUCAGGAUCCCUGAUCCUGCUUGUGUUUACUCUCUAGGGUCUGCAUGUGGGUCGAAUGGGUGGGUUGGCAAUACUAGCAACAUACGUGUGUGUGGUAAACAAUUGAUCUGGUGACGGUGUCUUUGUCGCACUUCUGCCUUGUGUGGGACCAGCCGUCAACCUGGUCCAACUGUUCUGCUCACUUAAUCUUGCAUUCCAAGUUGUACAUGCUGCUCUUUACAUUUGUUUUUCCAAUAAAAGAUGAUU
Messenger RNA from Synchiropus splendidus (mandarinfish), 1181 nucleotides. RefSeq names its product calmodulin-alpha-like. The transcript is spliced from 5 exons. The record is from RefSeq and is a predicted model, not a curated record. Gene Ontology annotation, molecular function: enzyme regulator activity; calcium ion binding. Lineage: Eukaryota; Metazoa; Chordata; Actinopteri; Syngnathiformes; Callionymidae. The coding region runs from base 118 to 633 and encodes 171 amino acids.